AUGAAAGACCCGUUAUACAAUGGUAUUUGCUUGACUAUCAUUGGUAAAGACGGUAACAAGCCAAAUAUCCCGAUUGCAGUAGCCUACAUUCACAAGGAGACCGUCGACAAUUUUGCAUGUUUUUUUUUGCAACUGCUACAUCUGAAAUUCUGUACGGUGCACAUUAGAUUCAACGUGAUGGACAAGUUCAAGUCUCUGAAGUUAAACUUACAGUCCGUAAAGAACGACAUUUUAGCGCUUCAAGUUACCUUUGUGGUAUACAUCCCACAGAUUGGUGCGCUGCCGUUGUUUGGUAUUCGCACAACUAGCGCGAUUGAAGAAGAGAACAACGGUCUCUUGUGGGGUCGAGUGCGAAAUCAACUUGUUCUAGGAUCGCUGAUGGCUUACUCUGGAAGGCUGUAA
This is a messenger RNA of Phytophthora infestans T30-4, 402 nucleotides long. RefSeq lists its product as uncharacterized. The record is from RefSeq and is a predicted model, not a curated record. The transcript is spliced from 5 exons. Bases 1 to 402 code for a protein of 133 amino acids. NCBI's taxonomy places the organism in Eukaryota, Oomycota, Peronosporomycetes, Peronosporales, Peronosporaceae.